CAUUCCCGUCCUCCGUCCGCCGCCACCGUCCUCCGUCCUCGCUAGGCCUGAACAUUUCGCGGCGCCGAGAUAGUUCGCUGCCGGGAGUGUCGCCGUCCAGGAAGGGAGGGCAUAGUGUGUCAGUCCAGAACUCGAAGAUGAACAAGGGAAAGAUUUUCAAGUUAGCCAAGGGAUUCAGAGGAAGGGCUAAAAACUGCAUAAGAAUAGCUAGGGAGCGCGUGGAAAAAGCAUUGCAAUAUUCAUACAGGGAUCGGCGCAACAAGAAAAGGGACAUGCGAUCUCUCUGGAUCGAGCGCAUUAAUGCUGGCACACGGCUGCAUGGGGUGAACUAUGGAAACUUCAUGCAUGGAUUGGUGAAGGAGAAUGUCCAACUCAACAGGAAGGUACUUUCAGAGCUGUCAAUGCAUGAGCCAUACAGCUUCAAGGCUCUUGUUGAUGUAUCUCGCACUGCAUUCCCUGGGAAUAGGCCGCCUGUGAAGAAGGAAGGACUAGCAAGUAUUCUAUAAAAAAAAGUCCUUCAUCAACAAUUCAAUCUACUAGUUAUUGUUGCAUCCAAAGUGAACUGAUAAUGUUGCUGCUCAGCUUGUAACCUUGCAAUGUACUCAUGUGGUGGGUGGGUACGGCGGGAUCACAUUUUUAUCUAGUAUGUUAUUAUGUCUGGUAGCCUGUUGAACAAAGGUUGCAUAUACUGUAAUUCUUGCAUAUCUUUUGGGAUAAGUUUCUCUGUUUACUGACAAUAAUCCGUUAGAAUUGGUUA
Messenger RNA from Lolium rigidum, 757 nucleotides. Its product is annotated as 50S ribosomal protein L20-like. The coding region runs from base 138 to 506 and encodes 122 amino acids. Gene Ontology annotation, molecular function: structural constituent of ribosome; rRNA binding. The transcript is spliced from 3 exons. Gene Ontology annotation, biological process: ribosomal large subunit assembly; translation. The record is from RefSeq and is a predicted model, not a curated record. Lineage: Eukaryota; Viridiplantae; Streptophyta; Magnoliopsida; Poales; Poaceae. Gene Ontology annotation, cellular component: ribosome.